Molecule: messenger RNA, 1626 nt
Organism: Candoia aspera
Lineage: Eukaryota; Metazoa; Chordata; Lepidosauria; Squamata; Candoiidae
Product: parathyroid hormone/parathyroid hormone-related peptide receptor-like
Exons: 12
Coding region: 1-1626 (541 amino acids)
Biological process (GO): cell surface receptor signaling pathway; adenylate cyclase-modulating G protein-coupled receptor signaling pathway
Cellular component (GO): plasma membrane
Molecular function (GO): G protein-coupled peptide receptor activity; peptide hormone binding; parathyroid hormone receptor activity
Source: RefSeq, a predicted model, not a curated record
AUGCAGCUGGAUGGAAAGGACCUCAUCUCUCUCUCCUUAUAUGUUUGGCAGGUGGACACAGAUGAUGUUCUCACCAAAGAAGAACAGAUUUAUUUGUUGAAUGAAGCAAAAUCAGCAUGUCACAAUCAGAUAAAUGUCCAGAAGGAGCAAAUCCAAGAGGGUCACUGUUUACCUGAGUGGGAUGGAAUCAUUUGCUGGCCGGAAAGUCUCCCAGAUACAAAGGUGGCGGCUCUUUGCCCAGACUACAUCUAUGACUUCAACCAUCAUGGUCAUGCCUACAGACGCUGCGAUGAUGGUGGAAACUGGCAACUGGUCCCUAAUAUGAACAAGACCUGGGCCAAUUACACAGAAUGUGUCCUCUUCUUUGCCCCAGAACGGCAGGACCAAGAAAAGGAGGUGUUUGACCGUUUGCACAUCAUCUAUACGGUGGGCUACUCCAUCUCCCUGGCCUCCCUUGUGGUGGCUAUGUGUAUCCUUUGCUUCUUCAAGCGACUCCACUGCAGUCGGAACUAUAUCCAUCUCCACCUUUUUGCCUCCUUCAUCUGCCGAGCUGGGAGCAUCUUUGUGAAAGAUAUAGUGUUAUAUUCUACCUCCCGACCAGGGCUGGUGAAAGGACAAGACCAUGAUUGGGAUGCUGAAGAGCUGACUCUCACUUUGGGACCCAGAACCCAGCUGGCAGGUUGCAAAGUAGCAGUGACUGUCUUCCUCUAUUUCCUGGCUACCAACCACUACUGGAUCCUGGUGGAAGGCCUCUACCUCCACAGCUUAAUCUUCAUGGCUUUCCUGUCCAACAAAAGCUACUUGUGGGCCCUCACCCUCAUGGGAUGGGGGGCACCUGCUGUCUUUGUGUCCAUCUGGGCCACCGUAAGAGCAUCUCUGGCUGAUACACAAUGCUGGGACCUCAGUGCUGGAAACAUGAAAUGGAUCUAUCAGGUCCCAAUCUUAGCAGCAAUCAUGGUGAACUUUCUUCUCUUCCUCAACAUUGUGAGAGUCCUUGCAUCCAAACUAUGGGAAACAAACACAGGGAAAUUAGAUCCACGACAGCAGUACAGAAAACUACUGAAGUCAACGCUAGUCUUGAUGCCCCUCUUUGGGGUCCAUUACGUGGUGUUCAUGGCUAUGCCUUACACAGCUGUCUCCAGCACACUUUGGCAAAUACAGAUGCAUUAUGAGAUGCUCUUCAACUCUUUACAGGGCUUCUUCGUGGCUCUUAUUUACUGCUUUUGCAAUGGUGAGGUGCAGGCUGAAAUUAAAAAAGCUUGGUUCCGGAGAAAUUUGCUACUGGAUAUAAAGCAGAAGACCCAUGUCACCAGCACAGGAGGGAGCUGUUAUUAUGGCGGUCUAGUAUCCCAUGCUACCAAUAGCAUCAGUCUAAGUAUGGCCAGCUGGGGCACAGCCUCCGCAGCAGCCAUAGCCAUGCCUUUGGGUGCCAAAAAUUGGCUAUUGCAGCUGGCCAGCAGUGGCACUGCUCUGGAAUACUUCCCUGCUUCCUCCACUCUAGGUAACUGCUUGAGUCAAGAGAUGAUGCAGAAAGCUCCUGAUGAGAUAAUCAAGGCUUUGGUGGACUCUCCAGGCCUAGAAGAAAACCACCCCAGCUUGAGAAAAGAUCUUGAGACCAUGCUAUAA